UGACUGCAAGGGUUAAUCUGUCUCCUCCUUCAUGCUGCAGAUGAGUGACGUACAGGCAGGGGGCGCCACCGUCUUCACUGAUGUUGGAGCUUCCGUCCGGCCCAAAAAGGGGACGGCGGUGUUCUGGUACAACCUGCACCCCAGUGGAGAAGGAGACUACCGGACCCGACACGCUGCCUGUCCCGUUCUGGUCGGCAACAAGUGGGUGUCCAAUAAAUGGAUCCAUGAGCGAGGGCAGGAGUUCAGGAGGCGCUGUGGCCUCCAGGAGACGGAUUGACAGCAGACCUCCUCCUCCUCCUCCUCCUCCUCCUGCCUUCCAGUCUGUGGCUGCUGUGAUCUUUAUUUUUAUCUGAAGACUGAGUGUGUGCGUGUUUCACCUGUAACUCCUUUUUUUAAAACAAAUUUCUGAUGCCAAUAUUCAAUAACUAUUCAAAUAUUGAUUCUUCACACUGUUAAUGCAGAAUUAAUGUGUUGAUUAAAAACAGAAUUGAAACCAUAAUUGAAUAAAUAACUUAAUUGAAACUUCACUAUUUUAUUUAGACGUUAAUAAAUAUGUUAUUAAAUUGACAUGUAGCAUUUAUAAGCAAUAUAUAAAAUAAUAAAACUCUAUAAACAUA
This is a messenger RNA of Micropterus dolomieu (smallmouth bass), 617 nucleotides long. Its product is annotated as prolyl 4-hydroxylase subunit alpha-1-like. The record is from RefSeq and is a predicted model, not a curated record. The coding region runs from base 32 to 277 and encodes 81 amino acids. Gene Ontology annotation, cellular component: endoplasmic reticulum. Gene Ontology annotation, biological process: peptidyl-proline hydroxylation to 4-hydroxy-L-proline. The transcript has 3 exons. Gene Ontology annotation, molecular function: procollagen-proline 4-dioxygenase activity. NCBI's taxonomy places the organism in Eukaryota, Metazoa, Chordata, Actinopteri, Centrarchiformes, Centrarchidae.